GAAAAAAGUAUAUAAUAAAUAAUUGUUUUAUAUGUCGAAAGAAGAAUAACUACACGAAAAACAUAGACAAUUUAACAAAAUGACUGUGUAUUUCAGUUUAAGUGUUUAAUUAUUUAUUUAUCUUUAUGUCAAGAUAUUAAAAUAUUUUUUUUGUAAAUUUUGUGUGAACAAUGGAUUCGUUCAUGGAAUGUUAUUUUGAAGAAGUGUUCAGUGGUAUAGAAAGGGACGGCUUAAACGUGAGAUUCAAAAGAAAGGAGCUCGUAGAAUAUUUUAAUGCCGUCAUAGCUGGAUGUGCGAGAGGCCAAAACAGAUCAGAUAACGCCACAUGCAAAUCAUUUGUCUCUUGUGCAAUUAGAUACCACAAUCGUUGCAAGUCGGACAACGGCGAUGUCUGUCUCAUGGGGAAGUACCAUAACCUACUUUAUAUUGCUUUGAAACUAGCGUUCGAUUGGAGUCUUCAGGACAAUGGUACAGUAGCUGCUUUAUUAGAUGAACUGUAUGCUUGUGAAGGCACAUUCGAAAGGAUAUUUUUAGGUGCAAUAUUCGGUACUUCCGCGCCGUACUUCUUGGCUGGUUGGAAAUCUGAUUUCAUGGAUAAGGAAGAAAAUGUUCACGCGCUGGUGUUUUUCCUAGAUCACGCUACAAAUGCUAGUUUAGAAUAUACGGACGGACCGAAAACUUACCGAUUCAUAGAUGUUCCUUUAGAGAGCUGUGGAAAAGCGACACCGGUAAGAGUUGUAAUACAAAUGGGAGCUUCCGAAAUUUUAAUGAUACUCCUAAGGUUUGGUGCAAGAAUUACAGCAGAUCAGGUCUCUUCGAACCCAAUUGAAUCUAUUCUCGACAGACUCAAUGAAUAUAAUAGGAAAUAUCCCUAUGAGUUGGUAACGUGUCUUAAACUGUCAUUGAGAGCCGUACCGGCAAUUUGUUUUACCGUCGAUAAAGCAGCAUUGAAACAUUUGCAAUUACCGAAUGACUAUAAUUACCAAAGGAAACAUGCUUUGGAGAAGUAUGGUGACAUAUUACAGGAUCAUCUGAUCCCUGCAUCAAGAUGCGGUUUGAAACCUGUAGAAUUGAAGCACCUUUGUAGGUGUUCGAUACGCCAAAUGCUAUGGGAAAAUUUUGAACUACCUUUCGGAAUACAGAAGCUACCUAUACCGCCGACAUUAAAGAAGUAUUUGGAUCUAUGUGAAGAUUAAAUUACGCGUUCGAUUAA
Pararge aegeria (speckled wood butterfly) is the source of this 1213-nucleotide messenger RNA. RefSeq lists its product as uncharacterized. Lineage: Eukaryota; Metazoa; Arthropoda; Insecta; Lepidoptera; Nymphalidae. The coding region runs from base 171 to 1196 and encodes 341 amino acids. Gene Ontology annotation, biological process: intracellular signal transduction. The transcript has a single exon. The record is from RefSeq and is a predicted model, not a curated record.